CACGGCUGUUUAUUAAAAAACGCAUGCGCACACUUCUCCUGUCGUCUGGGAUGCUGUUCGGUUUACGCACUUAAAACCGGACCUGUCCUGCUCGAAUCAGCAUAACCGACUCAGCAUGUCAGCAGUAGCCAGUUGUCUCUUCUGUCGAAAGAUUGGUACGUCUGGCAACGGCUCUAGAAGGGAGCGAAACUGGAAGGAUAUCAGAAAAAUUGCAAAGAUUACAGGUUCACUCUUGCUAGGAGGAUGUGUGUUUGUUACUUAUGAAAUCCUGUCUCUGAGGAAGUCCAUAACCCUUGAUACUCAAGCAGUGCAACGGGAGAAGCUAAAAUCAUACAUUUACGUACAUACUGGAUCAGUUGAGCGGAACGACUUGCAAGGUAUUACUAAUAAGGUGCGAAAAGAGCUUCAUAGAGCAGCAAGAAAAGCUUUGGAAGCAUCAGCUAAUCUUUUUAGAAAAACACAAGAUGGAGAGCAAUACAGGAAUCCUAAUGUAGAAGAUCAUGAGUUGCCCCUGUGGCGUCUUUUGAAGAACACACAGUCAUCAGAUAGAAUGGUCCGCUUGGAUGCUGUCCGGCAAUUGGCAGAGAUUCAUCACUGGCAUGAUUACCAAUAUAGGACAGUGGCUCAAGCAUGUGACAACAGGACAGCCAUUGGCUUGGCACGAUGUAAAGAUAUAGAUCUCCGCUUUUUCCUUCCACCCCCAACAUUGCCAAAAGUAAAUGAUAAUUAUUCCAUUGAAGAUGCACUCAGACGACUGCUUUCUUCUCUGCCUCAAGCUGAACUUGAUAGGUGUGCCAAAUACCUUACAUCUUUGGCACUUAGAGAGAGCAGUCACUCAUUUGCAGCACAAAGGAAAGGAUUAUGGUGCUUUGGAGGAAAUGGAUUACCGUAUGCUGAGAGUCUAAGCGUGGUUCCUUCAGAGAAACUGGAGAUUUUCAGUUUACAGGCUUUAUUGACACAUUCUAUGAUCUCUAGCCACACUGACAAAAUUGCAUCAAACGGAGGCCUGCAGCUCCUUCAGCGGAUAUACCUGCUUCGUAAAGAUUCACAGAAAAUUCAGAGGAGUAUAGUUCGUAUAAUUGGAAACCUGGCCUUGAAUGAGCAACUUCACCAAGACAUUGUGGACUCAGGCUGGAUCUCCAUACUGGCAGAAGCCAUGAAGUCUCCUUAUGUCAUUCAGUCAUCACAUGCGGCCCGAGCUUUGGCCAACCUGGACAGGGAUAGUGUACAUGAAAAAUACCCAGAUGGAGUAUAUUUACUGCAUCCUCAAUGCCGUACUAGCCAGCCUAUUGUGGCUGAUAUCUUAUUUGUCCACGGUCUACUUGGGGCUGCCUUCAAAACGUGGCGUCAGCAGGACAGGGAUGAGCAACUAGGUGAAAGUGCUGCUCAGGAUGAUGAUUAUACAGACUGCUGGCCAAAGGCCUGGCUAGCAGCAGACUGUCCUGGUGUAAGAAUUAUUUCUGUGGAAUAUGAUACUCAGCUUAGUGAAUGGAGAGCCAAAUGUCCUGCAGACAGUCACAGGAAAACUAUGGCUUAUCGGAGCAGUGAGCUUCUUAACAAGCUUAAGGCUGCUGGAGUUGGUAAACGGCCAAUUAUAUGGGUUUCACAUAGCAUGGGGGGUUUGUUGGUGAAGAAAAUGUUGCUAAAUGCAUCAAAGAACGAAGAUAUGCUUGAUUUUGUAAAGAACACACAAGCAAUCGCAUUUUUUAGUGUACCCCACAGUGGAUCCCGUCUCGCAGAGUACACUGUCAAUGCCAGGCUACUUCUCUUUCCAUCGAUAGAAGUCAAGGAACUCAGCAAAGAUUCUCCUGCGCUAAAAGAACUAAAUGAUGAGUUCCUGCAGUUUGCUAAAAAUAAAGACCUUAAAAUCAUAAGUUUUGUGGAGACAUUGCCAACACGAGUGAGCAGUAUGAUGAAACUGCAUGUUGUGCCAUUAGAAUCAGCUGAUUUGGGCAUCGGUGACCUUAUUCCUGUGGAAGUAAACCAUCUCAACAUUUGCAAGCCAAAGAGCAGAGACUCUUAUAUCUACCAGCGUACUUUACAGUUUAUCAGUGAUUCCUUGAAGACAAACUUUGAGAAACAAUGAUCAGUCAAACUUUAGGAUUAAAUUCCCCACAUAAUUGUUUGGUGUUAUUUAUCCAAAUCAUUAAACUAAA
Messenger RNA from Spea bombifrons (plains spadefoot toad), 2156 nucleotides. RefSeq names its product serine active site containing 1 (gene SERAC1). NCBI's taxonomy places the organism in Eukaryota, Metazoa, Chordata, Amphibia, Anura, Pelobatidae. The record is from RefSeq and is a predicted model, not a curated record. The coding region runs from base 116 to 2086 and encodes 656 amino acids. The transcript is spliced from 17 exons.